Neltuma alba is the source of this 851-nucleotide messenger RNA. RefSeq names its product glutathione synthetase, chloroplastic-like. The record is from RefSeq and is a predicted model, not a curated record. Gene Ontology annotation, cellular component: cytosol. Gene Ontology annotation, biological process: glutathione biosynthetic process. Lineage: Eukaryota; Viridiplantae; Streptophyta; Magnoliopsida; Fabales; Fabaceae. Gene Ontology annotation, molecular function: glutathione synthase activity; ATP binding; glutathione binding.
GAAUGGAGAGCUAGGCUAAUGAUGGAACGGUCUUCUGCUAUCAAAUGCCCAUCAAUAUCUUAUCAUUUGGUUGGAACCAAGAAAGUUCAACAGGAACUUGCGAAGCCCAAUGUUCUUGAGAGGUUCCUUGAAAAUAAAGAUGACAUUGCCAAACUGCGCAAAUGCUUUGCAGGAUUGUGGAGUUUGGAUGAUUCUGACAUUGUUAGAAAUGCAAUUGAGAGACCAGAAUUAUUUGUAAUGAAACCAAGGGAAGGAGGAGGAAACAAUAUCUGGGAUGCAGUGAGGGAAUCUCUCAUAAGAUUGCAGCAAGCAGGAUCUGAAGAAAAUGCAGCUUACAUUCUGAUGCAGAGGAUAUUUCCAGCUAAUUCUACAACAUAUAUUAUGCGUAGUGGCUAUUGCCACAAGGAUCAGACGAUUUCGGAACUGGGGGUAUUUGGUGCUUAUCUAAGGAACAGGGACAAGGUCAUUGUAAAUGGCCGUAGCGGGUAUCUGAUGCGUACAAAAAUAUCUUCAUCUGAUGAAGGUGGAGUGGCGGCUGGCUUUGCAGUAUUAGAUAGUGUGUAUCUGACGUGAUAGAUUCAAAUCUGACAGGGUAGUCCAAAGCGUGGUGCCAUGGAUUAACCCAUGUAACUUGUUAUUUGUCUCCAGAUGAUUCUAUCUCUGGGCAUUCAUAAAAGGGCUAGGAGGUCCAGUUUCGCUUAUAGCUUGGGCUCCUAGGACUAUGUUUGGUGGGUUAGGGGCCCUUUGCUUUAUGGUGCCCUGGAAAAGGGGCCUUGAUUCUGCCCAAUAAACUUUUUCUUGACUGUUCCUUAACUCAUAAUCCAUAUCCAAAUGCAGUCUGAUUGGAAUCU